ACAGACUCAGGCUCAGGAGCACCAGACUUUUACACCAGUGGAUUUUAACUUCUUGAACCAAGAACGUCUGCAGCUUUUGGUUCACUUUAGGUCAACAAGGUGAAGAGGACGUGGUUGACUUUGGGUUGGCUUCACCAUUGCACCCCGCAUCAUUAUGACCUCUAAGUCGUGCAGCCUGGCCGUUCUGGGGGGGAAGCAAUCUCUCCUGUCUCAUCCGUCCUGUCAAAGGCUGGUCAGUAAAGAUGGCCGCUGCUCGCUGAGUUCUGGGCCUGUGGGACAGGGCCGCUGGCUGUUGGCUCUACAGGACAUGUGGGGGCUCAUGUUGGGGCUGCGCUGGCGGUGGGUGGUUCUGGCCUUUUGCCUGUCCUUCUUGUGCCACUGGCUGCUGUUCGCCUGCCUUUGGUACCUCCUAGCUCACUUCAAUGGAGACCUGGACGUCCCAAACCAUGAUGCCCCUCCAGAGGGGCAUGUGGUGUGUGUGAAGUACAUCACCAGCUUCACUGCAGCCUUCUCCUUCUCUCUUGAAACACAGCUCACCAUAGGAUACGGCACCAUGUACCCCAGCGGAGACUGUCCCAGUGCUAUUGCUCUGCUGGCAGUGCAGAUGCUGCUGGGGCUCAUGCUGGAGGCCUUUAUCACAGGUGCAUUUGUAGCAAAAAUUGCUCGUCCACAGAAGCGAGCGGGUGCCAUUCAGUUCAGCCCAGAAGCAGUUGUGGGACAGCAUCAAGGCCAGACCUGCCUUAUGAUCCGGGCCACCAACCUGCUGCAGCGCCCCCUGGUGGAUGUGAGGCUCAGCGCGGUGCUCUACCAGGACUGUGAGGGGCAGGCCUUACACCAAACAUCUGUGGACUUUUACUUGGACCAGUUAGGAUCCCAGCCUUGCCCCCUGUUCCUCUUCCCCCUCACAUGGUUCCAUCCUCUGGACCGCCGCAGCCCACUGUUUCCCAUUCUAUGUGAGAGCUCCACAACCCACUUUGAGCUGGUGGUCUUCCUCUGGGCACAGGAGGGCAGUGGGGACAGCUGUCAGAAGAGGACGUCCUAUCUGAGGCCGGAAGUGCAGUUUGACCGCAGGUUUGUAGCCGCUCUGGGGAUGGACAGUCACGGGAAGUUUAAAAUCAGCCCUCAGCAUUUCAGCACAGCUCACUCCAAACCUCUGGACAAAGACUGUGUGGUGCAGAUCAACGGGGAUGGAAAUGACUGGACAGAGUAGGCGGACCUUAAAAGGACUGUUCGCUUUUGUUAGCUGUCAAUCAUUAGUUCUUUCAAUGUUGAUCUUGGACUCAAACCUAGAAAUGGACUCAGUGCAUGACUAAACCUUCUCAAUAAUACUCUCCUUUUUAGUGAAUGAUCUGCUGAAGCUGCAGAGCACAAAUGGUAUAGUUGUAUGUCUCUGGCAGAUGCUACACUAGGAACAAUAUGGCACAAUAUAGGAAAAGGAUGCAGUGCAUUCUCAAAACACAGUCACUUUAAUGUAUAAAAACUCAAAAUUAAUGGCCAUAUAUUUCACCAUACGUUUUCCAAAGAGUGAAACAUUUAUUUGUAGAUUUAAGCAAUUGAAUUAUGUGAUAUUGUGUAAUCUACUGUUCAAUAUUAUAAUUAUUAUAAACACUUUGAAUGGAUACAAUUACAUUUGCAACAUUUUCAGGGUGUGCCCUUGGAUAAUAAUCAGUGAUCACUGAAGUUUCAUCACUAUGCCUACUGCAUUCUUUGAAUAAAAGUAAUAUUAAAAAUAAUGCAUUUGCGCUUUUCCGUACACACAAACUAUUAUUGUUACUAAAAUAAGUCACAUCUAUCUAUUAUUCAUAACUGAUUAGCCCUCCAUCGUCAUAGUAACAUACAUACAUCAUAUAGUAACAGCCAUGUUUCCCACUAUUUCAAAGGGAGCUCCUGUUCUCUCUGUAAAGGACAUUUCUUCUGCUAGCGGCACACUGGACUAUUACAUGGGAACAGGAGGAGGCUUUAAAGGAGCACAGCCUCUUACUGAAUGUGGAGCAUGUUUUUAUUUCAUUCAAAGUAUUACAGUUUCUGUAUAACAUCAUUGAGUUCAUACUGGUACCAUUGAGCAAGUAUCUUUUUUUACUGUGGAUCACUGUGGACAUAUCGGCCGUAACCUCUCUUAUUUUUUUUGGUCUCUAUUCCACAGAAUGAGUUGUGUAAAAAGC
This is a messenger RNA of Periophthalmus magnuspinnatus, 2162 nucleotides long. RefSeq names its product potassium inwardly rectifying channel subfamily J member 13 (gene kcnj13). Gene Ontology annotation, cellular component: plasma membrane. Lineage: Eukaryota; Metazoa; Chordata; Actinopteri; Gobiiformes; Gobiidae. The coding region runs from base 155 to 1210 and encodes 351 amino acids. Gene Ontology annotation, molecular function: inward rectifier potassium channel activity. The transcript has 3 exons. Gene Ontology annotation, biological process: regulation of monoatomic ion transmembrane transport; potassium ion import across plasma membrane. The record is from RefSeq and is a predicted model, not a curated record.